Molecule: messenger RNA, 3116 nt
Organism: Pipistrellus kuhlii (Kuhl's pipistrelle)
Lineage: Eukaryota; Metazoa; Chordata; Mammalia; Chiroptera; Vespertilionidae
Gene: CCDC15
Product: coiled-coil domain containing 15
Exons: 15
Coding region: 179-2479 (766 amino acids)
Cellular component (GO): centrosome
Source: RefSeq, a predicted model, not a curated record
GUAGAGUUUGAGUUUUGUGAGUUGCGGUUGACCUCUCAGCGGCAGCGGGACCCGUAAGGCCUCAGAAAUAGGCUUUUCUCUGUCCUGGGAUCCCCUCCUUCUUCAGCGUCUGCCCCAUAACCGGAAACGGAUUAUUUGGACUCUCCCUCAGACCCAGGAGUCACAGAUUUCAGCAAGUAUGGUCCCCCUCAAGAAGCGACGAAAUACCCCAAAGUUGCCCCUGGCUUUAAAUCCCCAGAAGAGCAAGGACGUGUUGGCAGUGCUGGCGGAGAGGAACCUGCCCAUAGUGCCAGUUGGGGCAUGGGUGGAACCUGCCUCACCACACACUUCGGAAAACACAGCGUAUACUGAAGCAUAUAUAAUUGAAGAAAAACUAAAGGAACAGGCAAGAAAAAAACAAGAAGCUUUGAAGCGUUCUCAGAGACUAGCCAAACACCGAGUAAAUCAACGAAUUAGUAUAAGAAAAAAGCAACAGCUUCAGAAGUCUUCUGAAGAAGUAGAAGAAGAAGAAGAUACUGUAGCUAUGCUGCCUUCAGAUCGAGGACAAUUAACUUCUAAAAGAACAAGUGUUUUUCCAAAGAAUUUGAAUGCUGCUAGUGGAAGUGCUUGGUUAUCUCCUUCCCAGAAGCUUGAUGAUGGAAUAGAAAAUAGAGAGAAUCAGAAUCAAUUAUUACAACAAGCCUUGGCUCUUAAGAAAACCAUGAAGCAGGCACGUUACCAUCUGGCAUCCUUUAAAACUAUGAGUAAAAAAUUUUCAGCAGUGUUUCCACGUGAUAUAAGGGAAAGCUUUUCCACUGAUGAGGAGCCUGACUCUGAGGAAUCUUCAUCGAUUACGGUAGACAAGAAAGGGAGAGAAAAAUUGUUAAGGCAGAACCAACAGGGUUUCCCUUCUGAAAAGAAGAACGAAGCGUUCAGCAGAGGUCAGAAAGCACAAUUCAAAAAUCCAUUAUGUGAUGUAAUAGAAGAGGAACAGCUAAGUAAGCUACAUCCUCAGGAUGCUCUGCCAGAAACCCAGGAUUAUCUUUCAGAAGACCAAGAUGAUCUGCUGGAGACCCAGGGUGAUCUGACAGGAGUGCAGAGUGUUGAGCUAGAAGCCCAGAAUAUUAAGCCACAUUCCCAGGCUGUUGAGCUGGCAGGCCAGCCUAUGGAAGACCAAGUUGUUGAAUCCAAAGCCCAGGCCAUUGAACGUAAAGUCCAUGUUUUCAAGGUGGAACCUCAGUAUCUGAUGUUGGAAGCCGGGAAUGUUGAACCAGAAGAUGGAAAUAUGUUGGGUAUUUUAUCCCCAAAUCAGGCUUUUCUACCCAAAGACCAGAGCAUUCUACCCAGUGAUCAGAAUAUUCCACUCAAAUGUCAGGACCAACAUUUUUUACGCAAAGAUCAGCAUUUUUUCCCCAAAGACCAGGAUAUUCAACCCAAAUAUCAGGACCAGGAUUUUAUACCCAGAUUUCAGAAAGUCCGCUUCAAGGAGCAUUAUUCUGUUAUAAAUGAGAAAGGGAGAGAUGACUUUUGUCUGGCAAGUUAUCAGUCUCCGACUCCUAAAGUCCAGGACCAGAUGUUCAUCAGAGAUCAGAACAUGUUUUUCAAGCAGCCAUCAUCUUUUCUGAAAGAAGUGGGAGUGAGAGAUGAAUAUCCUAUGGAGUAUCAUCAUUAUGUUAACCCUCAAGUCCAGGACCAUGCCUCCCCUGGAGAUCAGAGCUUAGACUCCAGGCAGCAGCCAUCUCUCAGGACAGCUGAAAGAAGGCAAGAUAUGUUUCUGGAUGGCCAUCAGCAUCUUCCAGCCAAGCACCAGAGAGAGGCUUCCAGCAGAAGGCAGGUUUAUGAUAAAUAUCAAUCAGGAUGGAACACUGAAUUCCAAACUCCACUAGGACUUCAGUUUGAAGUAAAUCAAGAAGAAGACAAAAAAGAGCGUCAAAAGCGGUACCUGAGAUAUAGGCGACUUUUCAUGGAUAUUGAAAGAGAAAAAGUAAAAGAACAACAAAGGCAAAAAGAAUACAGGAAGAGAAUUGAAAAAAUUAAGAGAAAGAAAGAGCAGCAACGUUAUGCUGAAGAGCAGAGGCUAUUAAGAAGGAACUUUCAAGAAGAGCCAUAUUCAGGGGAGAUGAGCGAAAUGUUAGCGCAGCUACAGCUCGAGGAAAUGAAAGAAGCCAGAGAAAAACAGCAACGAAGAGAAAGGGAAUACCAAAGGUAUCUAGAAGCUUUAAGGGUCCAGAUCCGAGAGAAAAUGCAGCUUUAUAAUAUUACUUUACCUCCACUAUGUGGCUGUGGUCCUGACUUUUGGGAUGCUCACCCUAAUACCUGUGCCAACAAUUGUAUUUUCUAUAAAAACCACAGAGCAUAUACCCGGGCACUAUAUUCAGUCAUCAAUUCCUGUGAUACUCCUAGGUGGACCUUGAGUCUUCGAGCUGCCAUUCAUAAUUUUGCUUCUGCAUACAGACGGACUUUGAAAUAUGUAUAUUUAGAAUCUGAAAUCAACUGUUAGUAUUUCAGCCUUCAACUUAAAAUCAGCUCUCUGAGAGAUGGUUUAGGAAAAACUGUUGAAGUGUUAAUCUGGAAAGAAAGACUGCCCGUGUAACAACAGUCUCUACAAUUAUAUUGGAACCAUUGUUUCCGUCUCCAUCUUGGGACCAUGAUGGAAAGUUGACUUCCAUACUUGUCUCUUUGCUAUGAACCAUGUAGACUCUUAUUGUUUUAAAAACGAUCAAUCAGACCAGUAAGGUUUAUCUUACUUUGCUCUGUUUCGAUCUGAAGAGAUCAUGAGAAAUUUUGGACAUUAUCUUGUUUAUUGUCUUUCUAAAACUGUAUCUUUGAGUCUUAACAGAAUUGGAAAUGUCUGGAUGAAGCAGAAAAGAAAGAUGAUGAAAUGAGUUUCUGAGCAUCAGUGGCCAUCUAGAUUCCUGCAGCUUUUCUAGUUGUGUAUAUAACAAUUAGAGAUAAAAAGGAUUUGAAUUUGAUGCACUUUUUUUCUAAAAAUUUCUUUUGGGGGGAGGGUUGGUUUGUGUGUGUGUGUUUUUUAACUUAUUACCUCUUUCACCAUUCAGUGAAUUGGGCAUAAACCUUUUUAAUUUUAUAAUUUUUAUUGCCAAAAAAGGGAAAAUAAACCCUCUGUUUUUUGAGCA